Molecule: messenger RNA, 4107 nt
Organism: Malania oleifera
Lineage: Eukaryota; Viridiplantae; Streptophyta; Magnoliopsida; Santalales; Ximeniaceae
Product: probable inactive receptor kinase At5g10020
Exons: 3
Coding region: 726-3770 (1014 amino acids)
Biological process (GO): protein phosphorylation
Molecular function (GO): ATP binding; protein binding; protein kinase activity
Source: RefSeq, a predicted model, not a curated record
CUCUCUCUCUCUCUCUCUCUCUCGCUCCGUGGCUUGCUUUCACUUAUAGUACCUACCACUCCCAACUUGUCUCUGGUCUGUUCUGCCAUCUCCAUCUUUGAAUUUCAGAUAUUAAUCUUGCACCAAGUCUCUCUCUUUCUUCCCAUUUAUAACCCCACAAUUGCAUUGCAUACUCAUACAUUUGUCUCAUUAUCUGAUUGUAGAUUUCCUCACACUUGGAUCUCAUUUUGCUUUGUUUCCUAUGCUUAUUUCUGUUUGUUGUUGUUGUUGUUGCUGUUGUAGUAGCGGCAGCAUUGACUGUUUAGGAUGCUGAUUAUGUACAGACCAUUUUCCAGAGUGCCCUGCAUUGUUGAAGAUGAGGGGUUUUAUGCGGACUACCUUUCCUUUAAUUUUCUCAUUUUUGGGGUACAUUGUAUCGUUCACAACCUCUCUUUUCCUUUAAUUUUCUCAUUUUUGAGGUACAUUGCGUCGUUCACAACCUCUCUGAUUCCUAAGCUAGGAAAAAUUAGAUUCUGUAAGGUCUUCCUUUCAUCAUUGGCUCUGCAAGCUUUUCUGCUCAUACACUGCCCCUUUUCUCACUAUUGUAUAGAUUUUCCUCUUCUUCCCCCUAUUGUUUGACAAUAAUUUAAGUUGCAUUUGGAUUUCUUGUCCAUUUAAUUUGGCCCAUUUGUCUACCUUUUGUAUUUCCUGAAGUCUGUGUGUGUGUAUAGCUCCAAUUUUGUCAAAUGCAGGCCACUUGUUUCAUACUACUGUUAUUAAUAGUAUUGGGAACAGGAGAAUCAGAUUUGGAGGCGCUCUUAGAACUUAAGAAAGGGAUUAAGAAUGACCCUUUUGGAAAAGUUCUUGUUUCAUGGAAUCCUAAAUCAUUGGCAUCUGAUGGAUGCCCCCAAAACUGGUAUGGGAUAAGCUGUAGCAAUGGCCGUGUGACAUCCAUCACUCUAAAUGAUGAAGGUCUAGUAGGAGAAUUUCACUUCUCAGCUAUUACUAGCCUUAAAAUGCUUCACAACUUAUCAGUUUCAAACAACCAGUUGACUGGAACUAUAUCAGAAAUUGGGUCACUUGUGUUGUUGGAAUUUUUGGAUCUCUCUGGAAAUUCGUUUCAUGGGUUGAUACCCUCUGGGUUCACCAACUUGAAGAAUUUAGUGCUACUAAAUCUUUCCUCAAACAACUUUCAAGGCACAACUCCAGCUGGAUUUGGAAAAUUUGAGCAAUUGAAGCAUGUAGAUUUGCGGUCUAAUGCUUUUUCUGGGGACAUUAUGCAUCUUUUGUCCCAAUUGGGUAGUGUUGUGUAUGUUGACCUCAGCAACAAUCAGUUUUGUGGGUCCUUGGACCUGGGAAUUGGAAACUCGAGCUUUGUUUCCACAAUUCAGUAUUUAAAUGUUAGUCACAAUUCUAUUGUUGGAGAGCUUUUUGCUCAUGAUGGGAUGCCAUAUUUUGACAGCUUGGAGGUGUUUGAUGCUAGCAAUAAUGGGCUAGUGGGAGCAAUCCCAUCCUUUAACUUUGUCGUUUCUCUUCGCAUUCUUCGGCUUGGAAGCAAUCGAUUAUUGGGGUCUCUACCAGAAGGUUUUGUACAAGAGAGCUCAAUGGUCUUGUCUGAAUUGGAUCUCAGCCUCAACCAGCUUGAAGGUCCAGUGGGAAGUAUUACCUCUGCAACUCUAAAGAAACUCAAUUUGUCGUCCAACAAGCUCUCAGGCUCCCUGCCUGCCAAGGUAGGGCACUGUGCCAUAAUAGACCUGAGUAAUAAUAUGCUAUCAGGAAACUUGUCCAGAAUCCGGAGUUGGGGGAAUUAUGUUGAAGUUAUUCAAUUAAGUUCAAAUGCAUUGACAGGGACUCUGCCAAACCAAACGUCUCAAUUCUUAAGAUUGACUUCACUAGAGAUAUCAAAUAACUCCCUGGAAGGUGUUCUCCCACCUCACUUGGGCACGUACCCUGAACUAGAAGUGAUUGAUCUGAGCCUUAACAAGUUUAGUGGGUUCCUUCCUCCAAGUCUUUUCAGCUCAACAAGAUUAUGUGUUCUUAACCUGUCAGGCAACAAUUUGAUUGGACCCAUUCCUCUGCAGGCAAUCACAGAUGGUGCUUUGAGAGGUUCAAUGCAAAAUUUAAGCCUGGUAUCCCUUGAUCUGUCACAUAACUCAUUGAGUGAUCAUUUGCCUGAGGAAAUUAGUCAGUUCCACAAUUUGGUCUAUCUUAACCUAUCUGGCAACCAUUUUGAUGGCAGGAUCCCUGACAAUCUUCCGGAUGAACUGAAAGCAUUCGAUGUGUCUUAUAAUAAUCUGUCUGGUGUUGUGCCUCAGAGCUUGAGGAGGUUUCCUGAUUCAGCAUUCCAUCCAGGAAAUUCAUUACUCCUUUUCUCUUACUCUCCAUCAACGCCAAAAGAUGUUCCUGACUUAAGGGAGCAUAAGUCUCAUAUGAAACCUGCUAUUAGGGCUGCCCUGAUCACUGGUUUGGCUACUGGUGCUGCUAUUAUAGCUCUUUUGUCCAUUAUGAUCUAUUACAGAUCCCACUGGCAAGAAUGUGAUAAGAGGAGUUUGGAAAAAAAUGGAGGAAGCAAAGGUAUCCAACCAGGGGAUUCUUCCCUUCGUUUUAAAUCUGCACCAGGCACUAAUAUGGACCCGUCAUUAGGUUCAUUUAAUCUGCCUCAAGACCAUGUGUCUUCAUCAAAAAAGGUAUCUGCUCAUGAAUAUGCAGGCAGUUCAUCAAGAGGGAGGCCUAGAUACCUCAGCCUCCCUGAAGUAAUGAGGAAGGACAAAGGAGAAAUAACUUCUCCAGGAUCUCUCUUGUCAUCCUCCAAUCCAUCACCUUCGGAAAACCAGUUUCAGUUUGACAACCCUGGCGUAAUUCGCUCUCCAGACAAAUUGGUGGGGGAUCUACAUCUGUUUGAUGGAUCCUUUCUGUUCACAGCAGAAGAACUUUCUCGUGCUCCAGCAGAGGUUAUUGGCAGGAGUUGUCAUGGAACAUUAUAUAAAGCAGAAUUUGGUUCUGGUCAUGUAGUGACUGUGAAAUGGCUGAGGGAUGGGAUAGCCAAAGGAAGGAAGGAAUUUGCAAGGGAAGCAAAAAAGCUUGGGAGCAUCAGACAUCCAAAUUUGGUUUCACUGCAGGGUUACUACUGGGGCACGAAGGAGCAUGAGAAGCUGAUCAUAUCAAACUAUGUCAAUGCACCAUGUUUGGCCAUAUAUCUACAAGAGACACAGCCCAGAAAAUUGCCACCCUUGUCUCUGCAUGAAAGGCUGAAGAUUGCUAUAGACGUGGCUCGCUGCCUUAAAUACCUCCAUAAUGAAAGGGCAAUCCCUCAUGGCAACCUCAAAUCUACAAACAUCUUAGUACAGUCUCCCAACUUGAAUGCUCUUCUUACCGAUUACAGUCUGCACCGUCUAAUGACACCGGCUGGCACAGCUGAGCAGGUUCUAAAUGCAGCUGCUCUGGGUUACAGGCCACCUGAGUUUGCAAACUCAAGUAGACCCUGCCCUUCAUUAAAGAGUGAUGUUUAUGCAUUCGGGGUUGUCUUCUUGGAGCUCCUGACGGGAAGAAUUUCUGGCGAGAUUAUCUCUGGGAGUCCAGGUGGGGUUGAUCUGACAGAUUGGGUGAGGCUGUUGGUGGAACAAAACUGUUCACCCGAGUGCUUCGACAGGCUGAUUAGGGGUGUGCAUGUGGAAUGCCCACCUAAGGGUCUCGAUGAUAUGCUGCAGGUGGCUCUAAGAUGCAUCCUUCCAGCAUCUGAAAGACCUGACAUGAAGACAGUUUUUGAAGAUCUUUCACUGAUAGUGUUAUAGCAGCCUUAACAGGUCACCUUAGUUGACUGCUAGUGAGUCCUAACUGCACCAUUUUGCACUAACACUAUUUAUUGUCCUAUUCCAUUUUGGUCUGAUCCUAUCAUUGAUUACAAUAUGUUAUUGUCGCGAUUGUCAUCAUUUUAUCUAAACUUCAACUUCAACUCUUAUGAGCGAUGACUUGAGAUUAAUUUCUUUGUAAAAGAAGGCAAUAAAUUUCUCUGUACAUGGGUUGUAUUAAACACUGUUUUUGGGCCUUCAACAGGGAGUGAUCAUUCUCAGAACUUUUAUGUUUGGAAAUAACUACUAAUAAAAGAAAAAACAGAGUUUUUUGUGCAAA